Messenger RNA from Zootoca vivipara (common lizard), 5884 nucleotides. The record is from RefSeq and is a predicted model, not a curated record. Lineage: Eukaryota; Metazoa; Chordata; Lepidosauria; Squamata; Lacertidae.
UGCAGCUCUGUCAUUAGAUAAAAACAAACCAAUUAACAAAAAAACAUGCAUACCAUGGCCCUGGGUGGCCAUGACAUCCGCUCUGUGUGAUCUGCCUUGUGGCUGCAGUCAGUGAUUUCAGCUCAGCUGAGGCAACAGUUCCCCAGCAGUGAUUUCAGCUUGUGGAAUCUAGCCAGGGCUACAUACCUAGCCUAGCAUCCCACUUUCACCGCUAGUGAAUCAUAAGUGGGUUCCCAUGAGGCAAGACACAGUGAUAAUAGCAAGAACCUUUAUUGAACUAACAGACCUGGGCAACAGGGGCAAAACAACUGCAUAUAUACAUUUCUGAAGGCCUAGGCCACUCCUACUCCCAACAUGAUUGGCUAUUUAAACUUCCAAGCUGCGAAUCAUGACUCAGUUCAAGGGCCAAUGGCAGAGGCCCAAAUCCUGAAAUGUUCUGUGAUUGGAUAUCAUGUAUCAAAUCAGAACACAGGAACUCAGAAUCCUUAGUCCAGACUCAAGCUCAGGCAAACACAGACCACUGAAUACGUAACAAGAAGAUAUGUUUUAGAAAGUGUUUUGAGAUACAUUUAGUAUUGGGGUCACCAACGUGGCCCCAUGGGGUCUUCCUUGCAACUGACAUGUCCUCUGAAAUUAGGCUUGGAAUAAGCAAAUAGAAUAAGUCAGAGUGUUGUGGCAUUUCUGAGAUGCGCGUGGCAGCUUCUAUGGUUUGCAAAUGUACCCUCCGCUCCAAAACCUUGGCAGCUGCAGAUAUCAAUAGCCAUUUCCUGCACCAUUCAUCUAAACCUCCCUCUUUUACAGAGCAAGCCUAAGCCUCUUCACUGAGAAGUUCCCUAGAAUUCAUCCCUAGUUGAGAGAUGUCACGUCAAUCCCUGUGAUCAGCAGCCGCACUUUGGGGCUCCACUUCGACCCGGGCCGAGGGCUGCAUCAUCAUGUGCCCGUCAUGUUUGAUUACUUCCACCUGUCGGCCAUCUCUGUUACCCUGCACGCCUCUCUGGUGGCUCUGCACCAGCCCCUGAUCAGCUUUGCCCGUCCAGGGAAGGGCUCGUGGCUUGGUAAAAACAGCUUGGAAACAGGACCAGAUCUGACGGGGAUGUCGCUGGAAAACCUGGUGUUUGGAGCCGGCUACUGCAAACCUGUUGCUUCUGAGGGUAGCUUUUAUGUGCCCUCUGAAAACUGCAUGCAGCAUGCGCACAAGUGGCACAAAGACCUUUGCCUCCUGCUCCUCAAGGCGUAUCGAGGACUCCACAUGUACUAUGCCUUCAUCACGAAGGAGAUUCCUAAUUUGCCGCAGCUGAAGUUAGAGGAUCUUUCUGUAGAAGGCACCCUGUUGCAGCUGUCUGCAGAGCUACAGAUGCUGAACAAUCCCGAAAAGAUAGCAGAGCAGAUCAGCAAAGACCUCACUUGGCUCUGCUCCCACCUUUUGGCUCUCUGGACCCAAUUUCUGGAGAUCGUAACCCUGCACCCAGAUGUCACAGCCUAUCUUGUCCAGGAACAUCACACUCUGAGGGUAAGAAGAUUCUCUGAAGCGUUCUUUCAUGCUGAGCAUCAAAAGCCGGCUGUUGUGACUUUCCAGGAAAGCCUCAUCCAGCAUCACAACCAAAUCUCAUCAGAAGUCCGGAACUCCGAGUACCUCACCAGCAUGCCGCCCCUGCCAGUAGAGUGCCUCGACAUUGAUGGAGACUGGGGCACGCUGCCGAUUAUUUUUGAAGACAGAUAUGUCGAUUUCCCCUACAAAGUUCAGAGCUUGGACAGCUUGCCGGACUAUGUUGUUUCUGCUGGUGGCAAAGCACAAGUGGACUUAAUAGGAAAAAACGAGGAUCCUUCUUCAAAUGAUGACUCUGCUUUAGCAAAGGGAGAUUUCAGGAACAAUGUCCCUUUCAUCAUCCAUACAGAUAGGAUAAAUGGAAAAUCGGUGUAUGGUCACAGCUAUCCAAAAGAAGAUUCAUGUAUGGUUGAGAGUUUCAAGGAUCACUCGACAACUCAGGUACACACAAUGAACGGAGAUGCGCAAUCCCAUGGGGAUGAGUCAGAUCUGGCUAGCAAUUUGAUAUCUGGUUUGCAAUCAGAACUCCUGAAUGAUCAUACAGAAAGCCUUAAGACGCCAAUGGAGCUUUCAGAAAAUAAUAGUGAUAGACUUUCGCUGGAGGCUGCCUAUUUGGACAUAAGCCCAGUGUGUAAUAAUGACCGCCAAGGAGAACCAAUGCUAGUCAUGACUGCCCAGUAUGAUGGUGGCGCAUGUGGACAACACAAACUUUUGAACGAGAUUGAAUUGAGCCAAGCAGCUUCAGGGGAUGGUUCUGAGUCUACUCUCACUUCAGACAAACUCCUGUCUGAUAAAGGAAAUGCCCCAGAGAAACCAGCUGAUCAGAGUUGUGAGUCAACACUGCCAUCCUUGAGGACAUUUGAUGUAAGUGAUGAUUUGGGUUCACUGAACCAGAUAAGAGACGCUGAGGAGAUUAAGGAGCAAAGAGUGCAGGAGUGUGAGGAGUUCAGCUUGACAUCAGGGGUCAUUAAGAGAUCUUCGUCACUGAUCUCAGACUCAGGGAUCGAAAGCGAGCCCAGUUCAGUAGCUUGGUCUGAUGCACGGAGUAAGGCUUUGGAGUUACCCAGCGACCGGGAGAUUCUUCACCAGCUCGUCAGAAGGCACGCGAUUCACCGUAACUCUCUGGAGGGCGGGCACACAGAAAGCAAUACCAGCUUGCCCAGUGGCAUCCAAGCCUCCCUCACCUCAAUCAGCUCCUUGCCCUACGAGGAGGAAGAGCGGGAGGUGGAGCCCAACAAACUGACAAAAUCUAUCUCAGCUCCUCAGAUCAGUAGCCCUGAGGAGCCUGUUGAUGACAUGGAUAUAUCAAAACAUGCCAAAACUAUAUUGGACAUUGCAGAGGGACAAUACGUGGAAAUUGGGUUCACCAGCAUGGCCCUAGCAGAAAACGUUUCCAUGUGCCGGAAAGCCAGAGAAAAUGGUGGGUUGCCGCUUCCAUUUGCUACCAUGGAACACCCCAAAUCUGCCUUUGAAGAAAAUGUUGACAGUCCUCACUUACCAGAAGCUGCCGAGGGCUUUUCAGAGGUGGACUGUGGUUUGGAAGCCACAGGAGAAGCUGUGUUUCUAAUGCAAAAUGAAAAUCUAGAUGACACAGUUGAAAGCCAGCUGCCAAGGAGAACAGGGGAGAUCUGUUUGGGAAGGGUUGGUGACUAUUUGGACACCAACACCACUGCUGUUGAUGUGUAUGAGAAGGAGGUAACUUUGCACACAGUCCACGGUUCGUAUUCCACAAACGUUGAGGUUUUUUCACACCAUGAGGGCCACACGCCAGACUUUUGCUAUACUAGCACAGUCUUGUCAGAGGUGGUACCUGAACCUGUCUCUGCAAAGGGUCCCCAUGGCAGUUCUCUUGCCAAUGGCAAAGUAGUGAUAUGUGGUGGAGAAAUACCCAACUUACAAGAAAUUGAUCUGGAUAACAGACCCGGCUUUGGAUCCUCCUGUGCAGAACCAGAAAACCGAGAGUUCAAAAUGGUGGCAAACAGCACAGGCUUCCAUUCAGUGGUUCCUGGGGCACUGGCGCUCGAGAGCAAAAAGGCUAUUGAGGUGGUCAACUUAUCUGUUUCUUGCACAGCCACCUGCCUUCCUUUUUCUUCGGUCCUCAAAGAGAACCCGCCAGUGGCCGGCUUCUCCUCCAAGCAGGUCACUUCUCCAAUUACUCACCAACCAGUGGGUUCCUUUGGGGUCAUCUCCUGUGAGUCCAGUGAUGUGGAUGGGGAGGCCAAUGAAAGGAUGCUGAGUUUUCAUCAGGCCAAAGAAAAGUUUAAAAAAGAGCUGAAGAUUGAAGGAUUUCUGUACAGUGACCUAACUGCACUCGCUUCUGAUAUCCCAUAUUUCCCACCAGAGGAAGAGGAAGAAAAUUUUGAAGAUGGGAUUCACCUAGUGGUCUGUGUCCAUGGGCUGGAUGGUAACAGUGCAGAUCUACGGCUGGUAAAAACUUUCAUCGAACUGGGUCUCCCCGGUGGAAAGCUUGACUUCUUGAUGUCAGAAAGGAACCAGACGGACACAUUUGCAGAUUUCGAUACAAUGACCGAUCGUUUGCUGGAUGAAAUAAUUCAGCACAUUCAGCUGUACAACUUGUCGAUAUCACGAAUAAGUUUCAUCGGCCAUUCCCUCGGCAAUGUCAUCAUCCGAUCCGUGUUAACCCGGCCCAGAUUUCGCUAUUACCUCAAUAAGCUGCAUACUUUCCUGUCCCUCUCCGGGCCUCACCUGGGAACGCUUUAUAACAACAGUACUUUGGUUAGUACAGGCUUGUGGCUCAUGCAGAAGCUGAAAAAAUCCGGGUCACUUUUGCAGCUAACCUUCAGGGACAAUGCAGAUCUGCGGAAAUGUUUCCUCUACCAGCUCAGCCAAAAAACAGGCCUCCAGUAUUUCAAAAAUGUUGUCCUGGUGGCCUCUCCCCAAGACCGCUACGUCCCAUUUCAUUCUGCAAGAAUAGAAAUGUGCAAAUCUGCCCUGAAAGACAGGCAGACAGGUCCUGUUUAUGCCGAGAUGAUCAACAACCUCCUCCAGCCGGUGGUGGGGACAAAGGAUUGCACUUUAAUCCGCCACGAUGUGUUCCACGCCUUGCCGAACACAGCCAACACCCUGAUCGGGCGGGCAGCUCACAUUGCGGUGCUGGAUUCUGAACUGUUCUUGGAGAAAUUUUUCCUGGUUGCGGGACUCAACUACUUCAAAUAAGACUGUGAGCCUCAGGGGAGCAAAGGGAGCCUUGCAUACUGAAUUGCAAAGACUUUCUGGGCCAAGAGAGUGCUUCAUUUCUGGGAACAAACAGAAUACGCUUACGGCACACCCUAGUGGCUUGGAGAGAGGAAUCAAAGUGCUUUGGUUAUAAUGUAUUCAAAGGGCCAAAAAUUGGUGCUUUUUGGAAGAUGUAAACAUAUAUAUGUUAUUUCGUCUUUUUUUCUUUUUGUUCAUCUAACCACCAACCUCCUAAGAAAAAGCUUUUAAAAUCCUGAGGAUGUGAUUAUAGAUUUGCCCCCUUUAUAAUGGUCACCGGACUGACCUCUUUCUCUCCCUUCCACCAUUAAGAAAUCCACUUAGGCAUAAACUGCCUUAGCUGAGUCAAUAAUUAUUAUUUAAGAAGAAACUUGUCUGGUUUUUGUCAUUUUCCAUGUUUCAUGUGGUCAACAAAAGAAGAAAGAAGUAAACUCAGGUUAAAUUCUCCUUUGCGGUGAAUCAGAAAAUAGGAACGGGAAUCUGUGGAUUGCAGCACUUUAUUUGUUUGGCAGGGGAAGUUAAGAAGAAAACUCGUAAAUGUGUGGAAAACUCCAGUUCUGAAGGCCACAAAGUGUAAUAACAUUAUCUCUGCAAUGUCUAGUCGCUGACUUGGAGCUAAUCUGUUGUGGUGUCCCAAAUUUUGGUGGGCAUGGGCUCUGCUUCAGCAAGCAAUCUGAUUUAAGGGACUCUGGAGAAGCUUUGAAGGCACUAGAACACAGGCUGGCAAUGGCGGACGUAUUGUGAAGUGAGCAAGGACUGAAGGAUGUCAUCCCAAAAUGACUCCUUCCGCUGCUGAUCAAGACCCAGGCCACUCUUCCAGCAUGCAGAGUCUACGGAUCAUCCACUCACUUCAAGACCCAGGCAAGGGACCCUUGAACUCCUUCCAGUAUUUGAGGAGGAACUCUCUCCAACGUGAAUAGCAACAGAGUUAUUCUCUUGUUCAUCGCAGGUUGCCCUGAGUUGCUAAAAGAUGCUAACAGUGGUAAAAGAUGCAGGGACAGUGGUUGGGGAAAAAACACCCGCCUAUAACUUGGCAUGAGAAAAUAUGGUGAAUGUGCCUACUUAACAGGGUGACCUUGGGUUCCAGGCUUCUUCUUCUUUUUGGUGGGGAGAUAAGUUAAC